AUGGCUAGUGAGGAGAGUUUUGUUGUUUUGGUUCACCACAGAGGAUCCAUUAAGAGGAAAACUUGUUCCGGUGUGAAAUUCACAGAUAAGGAUCCUCUCUGUAUUAUCGUGAGUCCUUCGACGAGCUAUGAUGACCUUGUUAGAUUUGUGCUGAUGAAACUUGGUCAGGAAGGUGCGAAGCGGGUUAAGAAGUUUUACUAUCGCAUUCCAGUGACGGUCCUCCAGGAUACCGUGAAGUAUGAUUGUUUCACGAUCAGUAGUGACGAGGACUUGCAAGUAAUGUUUCUUUGUCGGCGGCAGUUUCCGGAGGUGAGGACACCAGAGUUGUUGGCAAAGCUGGUUGAUGUGGUAUCCAGCUCAGGGGGUUUGAACCGAAAUACCAUCACUUUAGCCACGGCAGCCGGUUCUAGUUCUCGGCCUGCCGUUGGUUCUUCCUCCAUCCCUGUGUACCAGCCAGUGGUCCAACCUGUCGCCUCCCCGUCUUUUGCUGUUGAUCUCAACGGCAGCGUAGGCGACGAGGUUGGUUCAAGGGAAAAUCUGCCGGACGCUUUACUGGGCGUUGCACCGCUUGGCGUUGGAGACGGAUUGUUGGGUGAUGCAGAGGAGGAUGACGUCGAGCCGGAUAUGAUUGACGAUGACAGCGGCGAUGAUAUUGGAGCGAGUGAGCCUGCAUUGGCGGUAGGUGGUUCUAGCUCUGGCACACAGCAGUAUCCACCUCAUUUUUCCUCUUUGGACUUGGAUGCCAUGAGGCAGGAGGGGGUUUCUGGGCACUCUGUUGGAUUCGGAGCUAGAGAUGCGGAAGGGACUGCUGAUCUGACAGAGUUCCAGGUUGGUCAGCAAUUUCAGGAUAAAGAUCAGGCCCUGUUAAGUGUGAAGACUUACAACAUCCGGCGAGGGGUACAGUACAAGGUAGUCGAGUCUGAUUAUCGCCGAUAUGUGAGCAAGUGUUCUGAGUUUGGGAAUGGGUGCACAUGGUUGAUUCGGCUGAGUCUCCGGCAGCGCAAGGGCAUUUGGGAGGUCAAACGAUACAAUGGACCUCACACUUAUCUUGCCACCUCCAUCUCGAGUGACCACAGGAGUUUGGAUUACCAUGUGAUAUCGGCGUUCAUUAUGCCAAUGGUUAGGGCGGAUGCAUCCGUCAGCAUCAAGGUGCUCUUGAAUGCCACGGCAGCACACUUUGGGUUUAGGCCAACUUACAGGAGGGUCUAG
This is a messenger RNA of Arachis stenosperma, 1209 nucleotides long. RefSeq lists its product as uncharacterized. The transcript has a single exon. The record is from RefSeq and is a predicted model, not a curated record. NCBI's taxonomy places the organism in Eukaryota, Viridiplantae, Streptophyta, Magnoliopsida, Fabales, Fabaceae. Bases 1 to 1209 code for a protein of 402 amino acids.